AUGGUGGAAGGAACACCUCAUGAGGAGCGAGAACACCAGUGGCAACACCAGAACCUGAGCUUCACCACAGAUGACAAGGACCCACCGGACCCCAGCACCAGCGUGAGGCUCCCAGCCAGCUCAGUCAAAUUAGGCCCAAAGCUGGAGCAAUAUCUCUCAGCCAUACAGAGAUCAGAGUCCGUCAAGGGUGCAAACCCAUCCCACACUGAGUUCCUUGAGGCUCCCGUGGAUGUUGCCAGCAAGCGCCACCUCUUUGAGAAAGAGCUGGUGGGCCAGAACCAAGAGGGUCCAGCUGCCAGCUGUAAGGAGAACUUGCAGCUCUCAGGGGUGGUGAAGUCGCAGCUCAACCUGUGGAUCAGCAGGAUCCAGGAGUCAGCACAGCAGGGCCCACAGAACCGGGAGACACAUAGGGAAUUGACAGCUGGCAGAAAGCCCCAGUGGAGGAAGAAGCCAGAGGCCCCGCUGGGUGCCGAGAAGAUCUCUGUGCUGGAGGAGAGAGCUGUCUCAGGAAAGAGGGAAGUUCCAGACAAAGCCAGCGACUCGGAGAAGAGACUGGUGUCUGAGAAAGCCACCGUCUUCGAGAAGACCCCAGUCCCCGAGAUACAGCCAGCCCCAGGCAGGGCCAUGGCCCCAUUGAGGCCCCAGGACUGGGAGCACGCAGCCUCAGCAGAGUGCCCAUCCAGCCCCAGGGAGCAGCAGGGCACUGGGCCUGAGAAGGAGCCUGAGUCUUCGGCGGGGCCUCUGCCCCGGGAUGGUGGCCUCCCGCCUGUCACUCUGCAGGUGAGGACUCGCAGCACGGAGGCUGAGGCCAAGGCCCCCUUGCCGACACAGGCCUUGCCCACCUUCAGCAGCACCCUGCAAUGCUCCAGCCCCCGCACCAUCCCCAGGAUGAGCCCCCCUAGAGACAGCUCAGAGGUGGCCUUAACUCACAGGGCACGGACAGCAGCUGAUCCUGGCCUGGGGGGUUCUGCCAAAUGGACCAUGUCUCAGGAAGACAGGGAGCCCCCAUCGUCUGUAUACAGAGGCCGCAUUCUCUUUGCCAGAGUGAGCACCAGCAUGAGGCUCCCAGCCAGCUCGGUCAAACUAGGCCCGAAGCUGGAGCAAUACCUCUUGGCCAUACAGAGAUCAGAGUCUGUCAAGUGUGCAAACCCAUUCCGCACUGACUUCCUCCGGGCUCCUGUGGAUGUCACCAGCAUGCACCACCUCUUCGAGAAGGAGCUGGUGGGCCAGAGCCGAGAGGGUCCAGCUGCCAGCUGCAAGGAGAACUUGCAGCUCUCAGGGGUGGUGAAGUCGCGGCUCAACCUGUGGAUCAGCAGGACCCAGGAGUCAGCACAGCAGGGCCCACAGAACCAGGAGAUGCAGAGGGAGUCGGCAGCUGGCAGGAGGCCCCAGUGGAGGAAGAAGCCAGAGCCCCCGCUGGGUCCCGAGGUGUGAGGAGCCAGUCCCAGGCCAGCAGCCAUGCUGGUCGCCUCUCCCACUCGCUUUCCACACUGGAUACGGGAGGACGCUGGCCAGCAUCCUCCCCGCCCCUCUGGGGCAGGUGUGCCCCGUGGCUUGGCUGGCAUCUUUCCCACACCCCUGUUGGGGCAGGCAUGCCCCGUGCCUUGUUCAGAUGCGGGCACUGCACAUCUGCACAGAGCCUCACCACCCUGUCCACGCAGAUUCCUGCUCUUCCUCCUCCUCCUCCAUCCGGUGGCACCAGUGUCUCUGUGUACCUCUCCCAGGCUGGCCCCCACCAUCCUUGUGCCACCUGCCAGGUUGGAGGAGCCGCGCUGACCCCUCCCAGGCCCUGCCUUGCUCCCCUUCACACCCCACCUGCUGCCCUGGCCAAGCCAUCCUGUGCCCCCUCCCCACACUCAAGAAAGAGCAGAUAAACUCAUUCACUCUCAGGUGUGACCAAUAAUAGCUUUAAAAUCA
This is a messenger RNA of Bubalus bubalis (water buffalo), 1917 nucleotides long. Its product is annotated as ladinin-1-like. Gene Ontology annotation, molecular function: structural molecule activity. The record is from RefSeq and is a predicted model, not a curated record. Lineage: Eukaryota; Metazoa; Chordata; Mammalia; Artiodactyla; Bovidae. Bases 1 to 1434 code for a protein of 477 amino acids. The transcript has 15 exons.